Messenger RNA from Macroventuria anomochaeta, 997 nucleotides. RefSeq lists its product as uncharacterized. NCBI's taxonomy places the organism in Eukaryota, Fungi, Ascomycota, Dothideomycetes, Pleosporales, Didymellaceae. The transcript has 4 exons. Gene Ontology annotation, biological process: mycotoxin biosynthetic process. The coding region runs from base 128 to 997 and encodes 289 amino acids. The record is from RefSeq and is a predicted model, not a curated record.
CCCCAAAAUAAAUCAAAUGUUGAUGCAAAAGUCGUACCGUUGCUCUUCAGUACCUCCAUGGGCUCUGUCGUCAUUCUUCUCCCAAGUCUUCUCUUUCUUGCAAUUUGUCUUCGUUUGAAUCAUCAACAUGUUUGGCAUUAAGACACAGAAGCGGACAGAAUCGUACAGUGCGGUGAAGACUGAGGAUAGCGAAGGCUUGCUGGCGAAUAGCGAGACCUCAUCGCUUGAUGGACACCCCACAAAGAUCCCCUGUCGACGCCAACCAUGGAUUGCCACAAGUAUCAUGAUCUUUUGCACGGCAGUGCUCUCUGCGCUGUUCGGUGCCUGGGCCGGACGGAAUGGACUGGAUGCUGAUGCUUUCAGCAUACAGCACAUAUCCGAGUACUCUCCCAUUAUCAAAGAAGCGAACAUGAACUUCGAACGAGUACGCUUCAAUGGAUCCUUCCUCAAGAUCAAUGCUUUUAGACAGGAUGCCGGACCAGAAGUCGAUGCAGCCUGGAAAUCGUUGGGCGCUGACUUCAGCGCCGUCCGCAUACCAGCUUCAGAAGCUGCGCAGUCUAACAUCAAGGCCGACCAGGUGAAGAUAAAGGAGAAGUACGGUGGUGGUUUCCCUGCGAAUGUGGAGGGCCUGCACCACCUGCACUGCUUGAACCUGCUUCGCAAGUCAUUACCCUGGAACAUCGAAUACUACAAGGCAAUGAAGAUGGGACCGUUUGCGAACGACGACCAUGUUCUCAAAGCGCACGUCACACACUGCCUCGACAUCAUCCGCCAGGAAUUGAUGUGCAACAUCGAUAUCGGUGUGUUGGGUCAAGUCUGGUACCAGCCACCCAACUCAGACAUCGAGCCGUUCGUAGACUUCAACACCGUACACACGUGCCGGAACUUCGAGGUCGUCCGCGACUGGGCUGAGAAGCACCAGCUGCCGACUGAGACUCCAGAUGACUUCCUGGAAGGACCGAAAGAAGGAGAUAGGAUAUACCUCGAGGUGCCGUAG